Messenger RNA from Dentiscutata heterogama, 283 nucleotides. NCBI's taxonomy places the organism in Eukaryota, Fungi, Glomeromycota, Glomeromycetes, Diversisporales, Gigasporaceae. The record is from the annotation of a GenBank genome assembly.
CUGUGAUAAACGCACUAUUAACUGCAGUAUAUUAUGCAAAUUGCCUGGUUCUAUUCCAGAAAAUUGUGCCUUACAAGAUACCUGUACUAUUUCUACUUCCAUAGUAUCUAGUGACAGUGCUUCAUGCGUAUUUAAAAAUGUCACUGGUCAAUCUAAUUGUGUUUCAGGAAUCGUAGCUAGUAAUUGUAAUUAUAUUUCUUGUUCUGAAGAUCUCAAUUGUGGCCUUAAUGAUUGUGAAUGUUCUGGUGAGCCGUAUGGAACUAUAACUUGUACUUAUAAAUAA